Messenger RNA from Aspergillus homomorphus CBS 101889, 513 nucleotides. RefSeq lists its product as uncharacterized. The record is from RefSeq and is a predicted model, not a curated record. The transcript has a single exon. NCBI's taxonomy places the organism in Eukaryota, Fungi, Ascomycota, Eurotiomycetes, Eurotiales, Aspergillaceae. The coding region runs from base 59 to 274 and encodes 71 amino acids.
CGCCGCUGAGCUAUCAUCGGGGUUGUCGACGUCCUCGGCUUGUGGAAUCAACUCCUCAAUGCCCCUCAUCUCUCGCAGCUUGGUCGCCCCGCCCUUCUUUGAGGACAAUAAUGUGUCUAGAAGAGUGGGCGUCAUGAUCCUUGCACUGGCCUCUUUGGUAGCCCCGAAUGAGCAGCAAUUCCACAUUGAGCGGCAAGCGAUCGACCAGCCUGAAGUCUGUCUUUCUGACAGUGUCAGUUCCCUUGGCCAUGUACAGCAGGAGCUUGAACCCUAGACUCAGGUGUGUCAGGAAAGUGAAAUCGCGCAAUGAACCCCUCUGCUCCCACAGCUCGUGCGGCGGGGGACUAUCCAGCUACCUUCUUCCGCGUCAGCCCGCUUAUUCUCUUGAUCAAUUUCUUCUCCCAUUUCUUCAUCGCUGGCCCGCCAGGAUGUACUCAUGGGAGCCUCAGGAUUGACAUCCAAACUCCAAGGUCUCGCUGUACAUGAGAGGCGUUGGGUCUCGGGCUCACUCAG